CUGUCCAAGAAGGUCUUUGUCAUCGUUGCGAGCGAUGGCAUGUGGCAAUUUCUGAGCUCCGAGUGUGUGGUGGAGGCCGUUGCCGCAAAAAUUCCCAAAGUGGGGCCAGCAAAGACCCUGGAGCUGCUGCAGCAGAAGGCGUUUCGAGAAUGGAGCGAUCACGACGGCAACUACUGCGAUGAUAUCACCGCAGUUCUUGUUCAGUUGUGGUAGCCACUCUCGGCGCUGUUUCACCUGCUUCGUGGCUUUGAAUUCGGAGGCACGGAGGCAGCUCCUUGAGACGUGGCAGACUUCAAAAGUUCCACCCAGCUGUGCGGGCCAAUCAAUCCGUGAAGGAUUCAUGCAAUCCGUGAAGGAUUGGGAUGAAGCGCGCAGGCAAAACCAAGUGCCGUCCGAGUGGUGCUGCAAGACAUUUCAUGUCAUGCCACAAAUGUUUUGGGCUAAUGUUGUUACGCUGUGUUGAUCCCUGGCGGAGGCAGACGUCGCUGAUCGUGGACCUCGCGUCUUUGCGUUUGCCUUUGCCCUAUCUGGAGCGGCGCCAGGCUUGGAUGGCCGGCCGCAGGCGGUGCGAAGGUUCUGAACUUCGCCGAUGGACUGCUGCCAAGCAAGGAGUUUGUGUGGCAAAUCGAGGCUGAAGAUGCCAUCCGUUGGCCCCGAACAUUGUUUCGGCUCUGGUUGGCAAUUCCAUUUCACCUGCCCAGAUGGAUUCGGCUGAGGUGCCCUUUGGGUUUGCAUGAAAGGCAGUGGGGACAACCCGAGUGUCUAUCAAUGCUUCUGUUGCCAAGGUGCAGGCGCGAUUUGUGAAAGAGUGCGUGUGAAACGUUGUUUUAAGCACGUUAUUGGUGUCGAGCUUGUCCGGCUCAAAGCUCGGAGCCCACAAUGCUGGUCUCUUUUCGUGUGAAGUGCUCCGACACGCGCCUGGGCUUCCAUGUGCGUGUAGUAGGAAGCACUCCUGCUUUGGGAGCAUGGGAUCCCCGCAAAGGGAUUGCUCUCACCACAUCCCCGGACGACUUCCCUGUGUGGAAGAGCGCUGCACAACUCACAGUAGACAAGGGGAGCAUUUGCGAGUACAAGUACAUCAUUUGUGACGACACUGGUGCCACUGUUCAGUGGGAAGAUGGCGCAAACCGCACUCUGUGUGUUGUUGAGGGACUGGCUCCUCCCAGCGUGCUUUCCAUCUCGGAAAGCUGGAUGACCUACGACCCAGACCAUGUGCGCUUUGGGCACGCGCAACCCAGUGCUCCGGGAAAAGCAUCUGCGAGCGUGGCCGGAGGCGCCGUUGAGUUUAUCCUGAAAUGCGCCGAAACACGCGUGGGAUGGCACGUGCGCGUGGUGGGUAGUCCCCCUGCCUUGGGAGGGUGGGACCCACACAAGGGCAUUGCCCUGUGCACAUCAGCGUCCGACUUCCCUGUGUGGAGAUCGCAGCCCAUACCUCUGGAAGGCGAAGCUGAAUACAAGCUUGUCAUUUGCGACGACACUGGCCAUGCAGUAGUCUGGGAAGAGCGCGCCAACCGCACCAUGAGAGACCUUACUUCCGGCGGAUUGGCGCCGUUGAGCAGCGUGAUUGCAGUUUACGCCGUCUGGGGUGCGCAGGCCGAUGACCAAUGUGACCUCAGGUCUUCUGAUGCAAACAGAACUUUGUGCGCCCCACGGGCAUCAACGCUGCUUGAGCGGAACGCGUCGAAGAGCGAUCUGGACGGCAUGACUUCUGAGCGACAACAAGCCCGCAUCGAGCUCGAGAAGGCUCCAUGUCAAGAUUUGCUGAACAAGACCUUUGCAACGAAAGUGAGAGGCCACAUUCAUGGUCUGAUUCAAAAAGGAGAAAGCCACAGAGAUGACCGUGAGCGAGUGUCCUUUGGGUCGAUUCCUUCAGCCCCGCCGGCCUUCGUGGCCUGCCAGAAGGGCCACAAGGCUUUCAUGCAGUCCUGCAAUCAGGACAACUUCUCGGUGACCCAUUUCAACAGCGGCCACACGCUGGUCUGUGCCUUUGAUGGGCACGGUCCUUAUGGGCACUUAGUGGCAACGCGCGCGGUUCAGACAGUGCCGUGGUUCAUGGUCAACGAGAGCGGCUUCAGUGGGGCCGUUGAUGAAGAGGCCGUAGAGGAGGCCCUGACAAGUGCCUUUGAGAAGGCGCAGAGAGACCUGGUGAUCCACUCGUUGGAAAACCAUUGGGAUGUGGAGUGCAGCGGCUGCACCGCAGUGGCAGUUCUUUUUAAGAAGGACAAGGUGUGGACCUGCAAUGCAGGUGAUUGCCGGGCUGUGCUUGGCUCUGAGGUUGACGGCAAGGUGAUCUUCGCGACCGAGGACCACAAGGCACACAUCCAGAGGGAAAGGGAUAGAAUUGAAGCGAUGGGAGGCGAGGUUCUUGUGCAGACUGGUGGUGGAGUGACCACCAGCCGCGUUCUUGCCGCAGGUGGGAAGGUUGGGCUUUCAGCUGCCCGCGCAUUGGGUGACCAGUCGCUCAAGAAGUACGGUGUGUGCGCCACUCCUGAGGUGGUGCUCACAACUGUGGACCUGUCCAAGAAGGUCUUUGUCAUCGUUGCGAGCGAUGGCAUGUGGCAAUUUCUGAGCUCCGAGUGUGUGGUGGAGGCCGUGGCCGCAAAAAUUCCCAAAGUGGGGCCAGCAAAGACCCUGGAGCUGCUGCAGCAGAAGGCGUUUCGAGAAUGGAGCGAUCACGACGGCAACUACUGCGAUGAUAUCACCGCAGUUCUUGUUCAGUUGUGGUAGCCACUCUCGGCUCUGUUUCACCUGCUUCGUGGCUUUGAAUUCGGAGGCACGGAGGCAGCUCCUUGAGACGUGGCAGACUUCAAAAGUUCCACCCAGCUGUGCGGGCCAAUCAAUCCGUGAAGGAUUCAUGCAAUCCGUGAAGGAUUGGGAUGAAGCGCGCAGGC
Molecule: messenger RNA, 2891 nt
Organism: Effrenium voratum
Lineage: Eukaryota; Dinophyceae; Suessiales; Symbiodiniaceae
Source: the annotation of a GenBank genome assembly